Molecule: messenger RNA, 3000 nt
Organism: Mercenaria mercenaria
Lineage: Eukaryota; Metazoa; Mollusca; Bivalvia; Venerida; Veneridae
Product: F-box only protein 47-like
Exons: 9
Coding region: 1-1179 (392 amino acids)
Source: RefSeq, a predicted model, not a curated record
AUGUGGAUUGAAGACUUGAGCAUUCUUACCAUUUCAUCAAAAGCAUUCAGAGAUUUGAUAGAAGGUUAUUUCAGUUUCUAUCCAGUGUUGAAGAAAGACUUGGUGAACAGAUUACAUGUGCAGAGCAUGUACCUACCAACACCUGUAUCAAAACAAUGUGAUGUUCUUAACACUUUUUCCAGAUUAGGAUUGUUGUUGAAAAGAUCGACCUGUUUGUAUGCAACAAAAGAAAGGCUAAAAUUCAUUAAUGAGGUUCUCACAAAGUUAUUGUGCACAAAUUCUAUGGAAUGUUGUGAGGAUCUGAACAAAUGUAUGGCAAUGACAUGUUUCGGCAAGUUUUUACACACUGUAAUAGCAGGCUGGGAUGACUGUGAAUGUAUCAGAGCUUAUGAUGCCAUCUGCAAUCACUCUUGCCUUCUGAAAAAUGUCAAACUUGUCAUGACUUCAAAAUCAGGUGGUCACCAAAGACUAGAAUUUGAGAUAAGAUGUUUUUUCAGACGAGUGUUUCUUGACCAUUGUUCAUCACUGCAGGAUAGAGCUUUCUGGUUAACUAGAAUUCUCAAACCAUGGCCACUUGUGUAUCAGGCAAGACUUCUUUUCUUGCUGUAUGGACCAGUAUUAUCAGAUGAGAUAUUAUGGUAUGAACUCAGUGAGAACACCCCAGCAACUGCAGCACAAUCUACACAACAUAUAGGCGAAUUAGCAAAUGCCCUUCAAAUUCUGCAUCACUAUAAAGAAGAGUGGUCAGAAGAUGACAUUGUCAGUAUUAUUGAUGAAAUCACAAGUUCACCAGAUGAAUGGCUGGCAGAAAAUGUGGCUCAUCUUCUUAUUCUGUGUGGGGAUGUUAUAACUUCAAAAAUGCUCAUAAGUAAAGCUAUUAAUGGGAGGACAUUGGAGCUGUCGAGUCUGACUACAUCAUUCUGUGUUGUAUGUGUAAAGAAUAGCCUGAGCUUGAAUUACGUGAUUACCAUGAUCCGACAUGUGCUGUCUGUGAUUGACAAUGUUAAGGAACGACAGAACUUUUUCUCAAGUAUAAUGGAUAUGUUCAAAGAGUUGAUCAUUGAUCUACAUGAAUUCGAUGAAGAUCAAAGCAAUGAUAUGUAUUAUAUGGUGACUUCACUGGUGGAGUUCACAAAGAAAAUCAUCAACAUGGCAUUCAAAGACUCCCUUGCUACCUGAUGAUGGUUUGGAAGGAAUAAUAAAAUGAUGGUCAUGAAUUUGCUCACAAGUUAGUACUCACAAGUUAGGAUGUGAGAAGGGACAGCUUCAAAACAAAGACAAUGUUAUUAUCUGUACUCAAACAAAUCUUGGGAGUACAAAUCUUGGCAUUGCUGAUGAUCUGUGUGUUCUAUGAAUCAGAAACUGUAAAAAGGUGAAUGGGGAAAGGAUUUGAACAGUCUGCACAAAAGACAUAGUUUAUAAUUUAUUUGAUAAUUAAGUUUGAAGGCCAAUACCAACAGUUACUGCUAAAUGAGAAAAUGACUUCCUGCAAAGGCACUAUUGUCCUGUAUUUGCAUUGUAACUAGAUUCAUAGAUAAUAAACAUGGUGACUGUUGAUAUUUUUAACAACCUUUGAUAAAUGUCAGUUGUGGCAAAAACAUUUAAUGAAAUUUUAUGUUUUUAGCUCACCUGUCACAAAGGUGAGCUUUUGUGAUCGCGCAGUGUCCGUCGUCCGUCCGUGCGUGCGUGCGUCCGUAAACUUUUGCUUGUGACCACUCUAGAGGUCACAUUUUUCAUUGGAUCUUUAUGAAAGUUGGUCAGAAUGUUCAUCUUGAUGAUAUCUAGGUUAAGAUCGAAACUGGGUCACGUGCCUUCAAAAACUAGGUCAGUAGGUCUAAAAAUAGAAAAACCUUGUGACCUCUCUAGAGGCCAUAUAUUUCACAAGAUCUUCAUGAAAAUUGGUCAGAAUGUUCACCUUGAUGAUAUCUAGGUCAAGUUUGAAACUGGGUAACGUGCCAUCAAAAACUAGGUCAAUAGGUCUAAAAAUAGAAAAACCUUGUGACCUCUCUAGAGGCCAUAUUUCACAAGAUCUUCAUGAAAAUUGGUCAGAACGUUCACCUUGAUGAUAUCUAGGUCAAGUUCGAAAAUGGGUCACCUGCCGUCAAAAACUAGGUCAGUAGGUCAAAUAAUAGAAAAACCUUGUGACCUCUCUAAAGGCCGUAUUUUUCAUGGGAUCUGUAUGAAAGUUGGUCUGAAUGUUCAUCUUGAUGAUAUCUAGGUCAACUUCGAAACUGGGUCACGUGCGGUCAAAAACUAGGUCAGUAGGUCUAAAAAUAGAAAAACCUCGUGACCCCUCUAGAGGCCAUAUAUUUCACAAGAUCUUCAUGAAAAUUGGUCAGAACGUUCACCUUGAUGAUAUCUAGGUCAAGUUUGAAACUGGGUCACGUGCCAUCAAAAACUAGGUCAGUAGGUCAAAUAAUAGAAAAAACUUGUGACCUCUCUAAAGGCCAUAUUUUUCAUGGGAUCUGUAUGAAAGUUGGUCUGAAUGUUCAUCUUGGUGAUAUCUAGGUCAAGUUCGAAACUGGGUCACGUGGGGUCAAAAACUAGGUCAGUAGGUCUAAAAAUAGAAAAACCUUGUGACCUCUCUAGAGGCCAUAUAUUUCAUGAGAAUUUUCAUGAAAAUUGGUCAGAAUGUUCACCUUGAUGAUAUCUAGGUCAAGUUCGAAAGUGGGUCACGUGUCUUCAAAAACUAGGUCAGUAGGUCAAAUAAUAGAAAACCCUUGGGACCUCUCUUGAGGCCAUAUUUUUCAUGGGAUCUGUAUGAAAGUUGGUCUGAAUGUUCAUCUUGAUGAUAUCUAGGUCAAGUUCGAAAGUGGAUCACGUGCUUUAAAAAACUAGGUCAGUAGGUCAAAUAAUAGAAAAACCUUGUGACCUCUCUAAAGGCCAUAUUUUUCAUGGGAUCUGUAUAAAAAUUGGUCUGAAUGUUCAUCUUGAUGAUAUCUAGGUCAAGUUCGAAACAGGGUCAUGUGCGGACAAAAACUAGGUCAGCAGGUCUAAAAA